AGCGUCAUCUUGGACUAUUGAUGUCCCAUCCUCAGUAAAAGGUCUCCUUGGCUCAUGUGUGGUGAUCCCUUGCUCUUAUAACUACCCAAAUGCAAAGGUCCAAACAUUCACAGGGAUUUGGACCAAUGAUGGGAAUCAAGUCAUCUAUCAUCCAACUGAGUCUAAAAUGCUGGAGCAAUAUAGGAGACGAACAAAACUUCUUGGAGACAUCAGCAAGAGUAACUGUUCUCUGAUGAUUGAAAAUCUUCAACAAAACGAUGGAGGGCCUUUUCACUUCAGGAUUGAACUUGGAGGCUACAACAGUUUUUCCUACUUAAAUAAGAAAGUCUCCAUUUUAAUGAUUCGUGAACCAAAUGCCAUUGAUUUUUCUGCGCAUGAGGACAUAAAGGAGGGUCAACCUGUGUCUGCAUCCUGCUCUGUGUUUCACUCCUGCCCCACAUAUCCACCAGCUUUUCACUGGAGUCACUCUGGAGAGCAGCAUUUUCAAGCACAAAAGCUUCAUGAUGGCCAGUGGAAGGCAACAUCAAUUUUAACGUUUCGCUCAAACCGCACUGAUCACAACAAACUGUUACAAUGCAGAGUUACAUACCAUGGAGGAAAGCACCAAGAAACAUCCAAGACCCUUAAAGUAAAAUAUGCUCCAGUGAAUGUGAAGGUUGAGUACCAGUCAGAUGUGAAUGAGGGACAAACUGCACACCUGAAGUGCUCCAGUGAUGCAAACCCUGUCAGCAGCUAUGAGUGGCACAGUGAAACUGGAGCUCUGCUGAAUAAGGGACAAACCUACACAAUGUCAAAUGUGUCCAGACACUCAGAGGCCGUGUACUGCACUGCUGUCAAUGAGGAAGGACGAGUCAAAUCAAGCACCGUAAAGCUCAAUGUGUUAUAUGGCCCUGACAUUGAGACUUACUCUAAGUGUUCCUCAUAUAACGGCAUAGUAAAGUGUGAUUGCAUCGUACAGUCCAGGCCUCCCAGCAUGGUCCAUUUUGUUCUUGGUGACAGAGUCCUGCAAAGCACCACAGUAGAGACAGCUGGCUCUGUUACUACUGGGACUCUGCAGACAGACUUUGGGUCCUUUAAGUUUGUUCACUGCCUGGCAAACAACACGCUGGGAAAUGCUAACCUCACACUCUCUUUACCUGUUAAUGACAACAUGCAAUAUAUCUUUAUUGCCUCUGGAACAGGCGUCAUUUUGCUCAUUAUUUUGAUAGCCACUGCUGUUGGAGUUAAAAAAUGCACGUGGAGAUCAGGAGAGACACCACCAUCUGACCUGAGCACAAUGAAGUCAGAGAGACCUGUAGCGAUCCCUCAUCAUGCCCCAGCAAAAAGGAAAGAGAACUAUGAGGAUGCCCAUUACACCAAUUAUCAUGUAUAUGGCAACGUAGGGACUGACUUGGAUGAAUCAGUAUAUGCCAAUGUGUAACAUCUGUGAAAGACCAGCUGCAGUCCAUGUUUGUGUCUUCAGAUGGAAGUCAAGGAAAAUGUUUAAAAAAAAUCCUUAUGCUAUUUUCAUCUUAUAUCACAUAUGUUAUUCCAGUUGUUCAUUAAGUGUUUUAUCAUCAGUCUUCUCCCAAAGUAAAGGGAGUAUGUAGUUG
Oreochromis aureus is the source of this 1592-nucleotide messenger RNA. Its product is annotated as myelin-associated glycoprotein-like. NCBI's taxonomy places the organism in Eukaryota, Metazoa, Chordata, Actinopteri, Cichliformes, Cichlidae. The transcript has 8 exons. The record is from RefSeq and is a predicted model, not a curated record. The coding region runs from base 167 to 1420 and encodes 417 amino acids.